UGGGGGGGGGGGGUUGGAAAUAGUGAGAGUGCAAGCUAGGUGCGGAAGCUGGGGGUUAUCAGAGAGGGGGACACAGAGUUAAAGCAAUGUGUGAGUUACGUGGUCCCCGUUGUUAAACUCUGAAUGGUAUUUCUACUGGCAGCCAUAUCCAUGGUAAUUGUACACGAUCACCAAAUAUUACGUCUGUUUUAUGUCACUUCAAACUCAUAAACCGGGAGAACAUUCAAUCUCCUGCCGAUUCGCGUAAAAACAAACACUGGAGAAGGAAUUCCAUCUCUGGAGAACUGCAGUGAAGGUUAAGUGCUUUGCAUUCAUUUCUUUUCCUUACGGAAACCAGUUAGUAAUCAAUUAAUUUACGCAUAACUUGGCCGCUGCUGGGAAUAAGCAGAAUCAAUUUCAUAAAGCAAGAAGAGUGAAAUAACGAGGAACAGCUCAGGGCCAUACUUUCGGUACCAGGAGCGGACCAUGAGUGAGCAACACAACUGCCACCACUGCAAGAAGUCACUGCAGGGACACAAGUUCAUUGAGAAGGACAAGUUGCUCUGCUGUGUCAGCUGUUAUGAUAAAUUCAUCGCCAACACCUGUGCCGAAUGCAGGAAGCCUAUUGGCUGUGGCUCCAAGGAACUUCAUCAUGAGAACAAAUACUGGCACGAAGACUGCUUCCGCUGUUACCACUGCAGUCGCUCCCUCGUCAACGAUUCAUUCAGCAUCAAGAACGAGCGGAUCACCUGCACCAAGUGUCUGCCCCGGACCGACGCGUCCACCUGUCAAAGCUGCAAGCGGGCCAUCAAACCGGGGACGAAGAGCUUUGAGUACGGCGGCUCCCACUGGCACGAACGCUGCUUCACUUGUCAGCGAUGCCUGAAGGAGAUCGGUACCGGCAGCUUCGUCCCGAGGGGUGACCAGAUUUUCUGCGUCUCCUGCAACGAGAAGAAGUUCUCCAAACACUGCACCCACUGCAGGAAGCCCAUCACUAGUGGGGGUGUGAGCUACCGUGACGAGCCAUGGCAUACCGAGUGCUUCGUCUGCAAGACGUGUCGGAAGCAGCUGAGUGGAAUCCAGUUCACUGGCCACGAGAACUUCCUGUACUGCGUGGACUGUUACAGCCAAUUCAUCGCCAAGAAAUGUGGCACUUGCCACAAACCGGUCACCGGGUUUGGCGGAGCUGAGAUCGUAACCUCUGAAGGUCAUCAGUGGCACAAGGAGUGCUUCAAGUGUAAGAGAUGUUACAGCAACCUGGUCAACCAGCGGUUUGUCACUCGUAAUAGGGAGGUCUACUGUACUGACUGUGGCAAAAACCUGUAAAGGUGGAGAUGGUGUGCGGAAACUUCAACAAAUGUUUGAGAAACAAAUGCAGUCUAUAUUAGUACAGUUAUAAGCAAAAGUUAGCUAAUCAAAUGCAUCAACGGUGACAAAAUAGCACCUAUCGGGAAUUAUAUCCAAUAUUAGAUGCACUUUGUGUUUUCUGCAGUGCUAAAUAUUAUCCACAGGUAGAAGCAGCAAUGAGAAAUUUGACAGAAUGUCAUAUAAAGUUCUAGAUGCUUGCAAUAUUUAAUCAUACAUCUUUCUAGAUGACCUAAUGACAUUAAAUGCUGGAAGUAUAAACAGUGAAAUACCAUUUACUCAACAUGUUACUGUAGUGUUUAACUGCAUGCAAUAUCUGAAGUUUCUUCAACGUCUUGGCUCGAGUGAAGUGUGGUGCAUCAAGAAGCAAACUGAAUUGGUAUCAUGUAUGUUAGCAGAAAAUAUUCGGCUUGUGUGAUAGUUGCACUGUACUAUCACCACACACCAAUUAUAGCACAGAAAUUAUAUAAACACACCAAUAUUCAGCUUUUGAAUUCAGUUUUGCCUCUAUUCACUUAUUCAGUCACUUGUAAUAUUCUAACUACUGACAUUACAGUUGAGUGCCUUUGAAAUAACACCUGUCAUGCAAAAGUGCAUGUUAAUUAUAUAUACUAUGUGUGACCUGUUGGCAUGCAAGAUCACAGUCCAAUGUACUAGAUUAUUUGGAGCAUAAAAUAUUACCUUUUAAUAAAGUAUUAUAUCUGCAAGUGGC
Messenger RNA from Hypanus sabinus (Atlantic stingray), 2056 nucleotides. RefSeq names its product four and a half LIM domains 1a (gene fhl1a). Gene Ontology annotation, molecular function: transmembrane transporter binding. The transcript is spliced from 6 exons. The coding region runs from base 466 to 1305 and encodes 279 amino acids. Lineage: Eukaryota; Metazoa; Chordata; Chondrichthyes; Myliobatiformes; Dasyatidae. Gene Ontology annotation, biological process: muscle organ development. The record is from RefSeq and is a predicted model, not a curated record.